AUGGCUCUGCUGAAGGUUCUGCUGCUGCUGCUGGGUCUGGGUGUUUCAGUGAACUCAGCUGUCUCUCUGCAGAAGAGAAUCAUUGGAGGUCGUGACUGUGAUGUCACCGACCGUCUUUAUCAUGUUCGGCUGUUGAGCACAAACGGUACUGCAUCGACCCUGUGUGGAGGAACUCUGAUCGACUCAGAGUGGAUCUUGACUGCAGCUCACUGCUGGGAGUCAGAGGCAGGAUGGACUAACAAAGCGAUAUUUAAAGUUCAUCCACGGACUGCUACCCAGGAGACUCAGGUGAUCCAAAACGAUCCUGUGAUUUAUACUCACCGCGGCCAGAAGCAUGACAUCAUGUUGCUGAAGCUUCGGAGACCAGUAACAGACGUCCCACUUGCUCUGCUACCAAAUUGCAAGAAACGCCCUAAAAAAGGCAGUACUGUUCAGCUGGUAGGAGAGGGAGGAACAACAACCGGCCCCUUUAAUAAGCGAAUCCCCAAUGCUCCUAUUUCAACAAACCUUCAGUGUGUCGACAUGGAGGUUUCUGCUGUUACCCACUUCGAGUCGACAUGUGGGAAUAUAUUCCUCGCCAAAGAACGGGACAAGGAUAUAUGUCAUGGCGACUCUGGUUCAACGGUGGAGUUCAACUACAGGACUUAUGGUGUGAUUACUGAAUGUUCAGGAGGAUAUGCAUGUCAGGUGCCAGUUAGAAUCAUGGAUGUGUGUGAAUACAUGGGCUGGAUAAAACAAAUAACUGGGCUUAAACUAUAAUGAAACAAAAUUCUCAUCAAAUUUCCUCUCAGAUAUAAUUUUAUAUCUGUAUCUUCAUCAGUUUGUAGUUUGCAGAAUUAU
Xiphophorus maculatus (southern platyfish) is the source of this 840-nucleotide messenger RNA. Its product is annotated as snake venom serine protease Dav-PA-like. The transcript is spliced from 6 exons. Gene Ontology annotation, molecular function: serine-type endopeptidase activity. NCBI's taxonomy places the organism in Eukaryota, Metazoa, Chordata, Actinopteri, Cyprinodontiformes, Poeciliidae. The coding region runs from base 1 to 759 and encodes 252 amino acids. The record is from RefSeq and is a predicted model, not a curated record. Gene Ontology annotation, biological process: proteolysis.